AUGACUCCCGUGCCUUCAUCUCCCAAGCAGGAUCAAGGAAAUGAAGCCCAGAAAACGUAUGACUAUGCCGAUGAUGAUGAUUAUGAACCAUAUAUCCCAGUGGCCCAGCGACGUCAGCAGAAGCUCGCCAAGUUUGCCACCCGUGGUGUGUCGACGAAUCGUUUGUCGAAGCUGAAAUUGUCUCGUGAUCCCGAUCGAGAGCGUGAUGAGGAGAGGGAGGAAGAGGAAGAGGAAGAAAGGCUAAAAGAGAAACUGCGGAAGGAACGGACUCUUCUUGAGGAGGCUCAAGAAGUGCAUCGUAAGAAAGAUUUGGAAGAUGCUCAGAAGACUGAUCGAGAGAAGGCAGAGGAGACGGAUGAGAAGAUUCUGGCUGCUAUCGCUCACCAGCGCAAGUUAGCCUCUGACCUUGAGUUGGCAAAAGGAAUAUCGUAUACCGAAUCUUUGAAGACUUCGUGGCGGGCACCCCGAUACAUACGUGAACGAACGGAGGCUCAGCAUUCAAAACUUCGCGAGAAGUACCACAUCAUAGUUGACGGAGAGGGUAUCCCUCCACCUAUCGAGAAAUUCGGCGACAUGAAAAUACCAACCCCUCUGCUUACGCACUUCAAGAAGAAAGGGAUAAUAACGCCAACUCCGAUUCAAAUCCAGGGUUUACCAACAGCGUUCUCCGGCCGGGACAUGAUAGGGAUAGCUUUCACUGGCUCAGGAAAAACACUUGCCUUUUCCCUGCCGCUGAUAAUGAUGGCAUUGGAGGAAGACGCAAAGCUUCCAUUGGAACGAGGUGAAGGUCCGGUUGGCGUAAUACUUUGUCCUUCCCGGGAGCUAGCCACCCAGACAUUCGAGAAUAUUCAAGAAUGGAGCGAAGUCAUGGUCCAAGGCGGGUACACCAAACUCAACAACCUUCUUUGUAUUGGUGGCAUAUCGAUGGGGGACCAAUCACAUGUCUUCAACAAGGGAAUUCACAUCGUCGUCGCAACUCCCGGUCGCCUCAUCGAUAUGUUAUCCAAGAAUCGAUUCAACUUCCUUGGAUGCAAGUUUUUGUGUAUGGAUGAAGCUGACCGUAUGAUCGAUCUCGGAUUUGAGGACGAUGUACGGAACAUUAUGAGCUAUUUGAAACAUCAACGUCAAACACUCUUGUUUUCCGCCACGAUGCCAAGGAAGAUCCAAGAUUUUGCACAACAAUCUUUAGUGAAACCAGUCGUGGUCAACGUUGGGCGUGCAGGUGCUGCCAAUUUGGACGUGUUGCAAGUGGUCGAAUACGUGAAACAAGAAGCGAAGAUGGUAUAUUUACUGGAAUGCCUGCAAAAGACGCCGCCUCCCGUGAUCGUUUUUAGCGAGAACAAAAAUGAAGUUGAUGACAUACAAGAAUACCUUUUACUCAAAGGCGUCGAAGCUGUGGCUAUUCAUGGAAGCAAAACACAGGAAGAACGACAAUAUGCCAUCAAAUCUUUCAAAUCAGGUGCAAAAGACGUGAUGGUUGCUUCAGGCGUUGCCUCCAAGGGUCUUGAUUUUUCCGAAAUCCAGCACGUCAUCAUUUUCAGUAUGCCAAAGGAAAUCGAAGAUUACGUUCACCAGAUCGGACGGACGGGACGGAACGGGAAGACGGGGAUCGCUACGACGUUUGUGAACAUGAACACACCAGAACAGACGCUCUUGGAUCUGAAGUACUUGCUGAUCGAGGCUGGACAGAAAGUACCACCAUGUUUAACGUCAAUCCAGGAUCCUCGCGUAGCGCAAGGGGGAGCCAUGAAAGGCUGCCCAGUUUGCGGAGGUUUGGGACAUAGUAUAUCAAACUGUCCAAAAUUAGAAGAAACACAGCGCCGAACGAUGGCCUCACAUCGUGGCGGAGACAUUGGCGGUUAUUGA
Cantharellus anzutake is the source of this 1866-nucleotide messenger RNA. RefSeq names its product P-loop containing nucleoside triphosphate hydrolase protein. The coding region runs from base 1 to 1866 and encodes 621 amino acids. The transcript has 11 exons. Gene Ontology annotation, molecular function: RNA helicase activity; ATP binding; RNA binding. The record is from RefSeq and is a predicted model, not a curated record. Gene Ontology annotation, cellular component: spliceosomal complex. NCBI's taxonomy places the organism in Eukaryota, Fungi, Basidiomycota, Agaricomycetes, Cantharellales, Hydnaceae. Gene Ontology annotation, biological process: mRNA splicing, via spliceosome.